Molecule: messenger RNA, 1212 nt
Organism: Medicago truncatula (barrel medic)
Lineage: Eukaryota; Viridiplantae; Streptophyta; Magnoliopsida; Fabales; Fabaceae
Exons: 4
Coding region: 1-1212 (403 amino acids)
Molecular function (GO): nucleic acid binding; zinc ion binding
Source: RefSeq, a predicted model, not a curated record
AUGUCCGUGACGGAGUAUGCUGCCGAGUUUGUUGAGUUGGCAAAGUUCUACCCACAUUAUACUGCUGAGACUGCUGAGUUCUCGAAAUGCAUCAAGUUUGAGAAUAGUUUGCGGCCUGAUAUUCAGAGGGCGAUUGGAUACCAACAGAUCCGAGUUUUUCCAGAUUUGGUGAACAGCUGGCAAACAGAGGAUGGUCUAGGAGAGAGAUCUAAGAAAAAGGAUGUUCCUGCUGAGAUUACUUAUUUCAAUUGUGGUGAGAAAGGCCACAAGAGCACUGUUUGUCCAGAGGAGGUGAAGAAAUGUUUCUGGUGUGACAAGAAGAGUCACACAUUAGCUGACUGCAAAGAUGGUGAUAUCGUGUGUUUCAACUGCAAAGAAGAGGGUCAUAUUGGGUCCCAGUGUAAGCAGCCUAAGAGGGCACUGACUACGGGUAGAGUUUUUGCUCUGAAUUCUAAGAUGGCUGGAAGGAACGAUGCUGCUAUUGCUGUUGCACUGCAAGCUGUGGCUCAAGCUGUAGGACAACAUCCACAAGUUGGUGCUGGUAACGAUGAAGUAAGAAUGAGAGAGUUUCUGAACAGAUAUUUCCCGGAGGAUGUCCGAGGUAAGAAAGAAAUAGAAUUUCUAGAGCUGAAGCAGGGAGAUAUGUCAGUAACAGAAUAUGCUGCAAAGUUUAUGGAGCUUGCUAAGUUUUAUCCACAUUACACCGCUGAGACUGCUGAGUUCUCCAAGUGCAUAAAGUUUGAGAAUGGUCUGCGUGCUGAUAUUAAGCGGGCCAUUGGUUAUCAGAAGAUUCGUCAAUUUUCUGAGCUGGUGAGUAGCUGUAGAAUUUAUGAGGAUGAUACCAAAGCCCAUUAUAAAGCUAGGGGUGAGCGGAGGAAUAAAGACAAGAGUCGUCUUAAGCCGUACAGUGCCCCGGGUGAGCAUAGGUUGAAUGACGAGAGGAGGCCCAAGAAGGAAGAGACUCCUGCUGAAAUAGUUUGUUACAGGUGUGGUGAGAAGGGUCACAAGAGUAACACAUGUACUGGUAAAGUGAAACGGUGUUUCCGUUGUGGUGAAAAGGGUCAUAAUGAGGUAGAUUGCAAUCAUGAUGAUGUGGUUUGCUACAACUGCAAGGAAGAAAGUCAUAUUAGUUCAAAGUGCAAGAAGCCUAAGAAGGCCCAGACUGGUGGGAAGGUUUUUGCUUUGACUGGUACGCAGAUGAUGCAUGAAUGA